Messenger RNA from Culex quinquefasciatus (southern house mosquito), 1727 nucleotides. RefSeq names its product NADH-ubiquinone oxidoreductase chain 6-like. Gene Ontology annotation, cellular component: mitochondrion. The record is from RefSeq and is a predicted model, not a curated record. The annotation marks the transcript as partial. NCBI's taxonomy places the organism in Eukaryota, Metazoa, Arthropoda, Insecta, Diptera, Culicidae. The transcript has a single exon.
AACUUCAAGAAAAAAGAAAUCUCUUUGUCACUAACUUCCAAAGUUAAUAUUUUAAAUAAACUAUUUCUUGAUAUUAUAAUAAUUAUAUUCUUAUGUUUUAUUACUAGUUUUAUUUUUAUACAAAUAAAACACCCUUUAGCUAUAGGAUUAAUAUUAUUAAUUCAAACCUUUUUAACAUGUUUAAUAACAGGAAUCUAUGCAAAAACUUUUUGAUUUUCUUAUGUUUUAUUUUUAAUUUUUAUAGGAGGAAUAUUAGUUUUAUUUAUUUAUGUUACUUCUUUAUCUUCAAAUGAAAUAUUUUCAAUAUCAUUUAAACUAAGUUUUAUUUCAAUUAUAAUAAUUUUUCUAUUUAUUAUAAUUUCAUACUUUUUUGAUAAUUCAAUAAUAGAAAAUUUUAUUAAAAAUAAUGAUAGAAUUCAAUUAUUUAACCAAAAUAAUUUAUUUUAUGAAAAUUUUUUAUCCUUAAAUAAAAUAUACAACUUUCCAACUAAUUUAAUUACUUUAUUAUUAAUUAAUUAUUUAUUUUUAACUUUAUUAGUAACUGUAAAAAUUACUAAAAAAAAUUAUGGGCCACUUCGACCUAUAAACUAAUGAAUAAACCAUUACGAAAAAGACACCCUUUAAUUAGAAUUGCUAAUAACGCUUUAGUAGAUUUACCAGCUCCAUCAAAUAUUUCAGCUUGAUGAAAUUUUGGAUCAUUACUUGGACUUUGCUUAGUAAUCCAAAUUCUUACAGGCUUAUUUUUAGCUAUACAUUAUACAGCAGACAUUGAAACAGCUUUUGAUAGUGUUAAUCAUAUUUACCGAGAUGUUAAUAAUGGAUGAUUUUUACGAAUUUGUCAUGCUAACGGAGCAUCAUUUUUUUUUGCUUGUUUAUUCACACAUGUAGGACGAGGAGUUUAUUAUAACUCUUAUUUAUAUGUUCCAACAUGAAUAAUUGGAGUAAUUAUUUUAUUUAUAGUAAUAGCAACAGGAUUUUUAGGUUAUGUUCUUCCAUGAGGACAAAUGUCAUUUUGAGGAGCAACAGUAAUUACAAAUUUAUUAUCUGCAGUUCCUUAUUUAGGAACCGACUUAGUACAAUGGAUUUGAGGAGGAUUUGCGGUAGACAAUGCAACAUUAACUCGAUUUUUUACAUUUCACUUUGUUCUACCAUUUAUUAUUGCUGCUUUAACAAUAAUUCACUUGUUAUUUUUACAUCAAACAGGAUCUAAUAAUCCAUUAGGAUUAAAUAGAAAUGUUGAUAAAAUUCCUUUCCACCCAUAUUUUAUUUAUAAGGAUGUUAUAGGAUUUAUUAUUUUUAUUUGAAUUUUAAUCGGAUUUAUUUGAAAAUUUAAUUAUUUAUUAAUAGACCCUGAAAAUUUCAUUCCUGCUAAUCCUUUAGUUACUCCUGUUCAUAUUCAACCAGAAUGAUAUUUUUUAUUUGCUUAUGCUAUUCUUCGAUCAAUUCCUAAUAAGUUAGGAGGAGUAAUUGCUUUAGUUUUAUCUAUUGCAAUUUUAAUAAUUCUUCCUUUUACUCAUACAAGUAAAUUCCGAGGGUUACAAUUUUAUCCUUUAAAUCAAAUUUUAUUUUGAAAUAUAGUAAUUAUUGCAUCAUUAUUAACAUGAAUCGGAGCUCGACCAGUAGAAGAUCCUUAUGUGUUAACAGGUCAAAUUUUAACUGUUUUAUACUUUUCUUAUUUUUUAAUUAAUCCUUUAUUAUCUAAAUAUUGAGAUAAAUUAUUAAAUUAA